Molecule: messenger RNA, 2755 nt
Organism: Effrenium voratum
Lineage: Eukaryota; Dinophyceae; Suessiales; Symbiodiniaceae
Source: the annotation of a GenBank genome assembly
UGUGGCACGAGCCUUUGAGCGGACCUCUCCGUGCACCGCGAAAGCUCCCGGCGCGGAUGCCGCAAACGCGCGCCGCCGCUGGCUUACGGCUCAAAGCUUGGGACGGGCCAGGCGGGCGCCAGGUCUCACGUCCUCUGCGCGGAGCCUGCACUCCGCCCACGUCAACAUGAGCCAACAAGGUGUCACUGACUGGAACAGUCCAGCGAUUCCGCCCACCAUCCGCCGUCCAUGGCGCGUCUUCGAGGAGGACUUGGAGGAUCAGGUUGCAGAGGCUGCGAGCCAGUCAGAAGAGGCGGCCGCGCACACUCGGGAGCGCAUCGCCGCGGUGCAGGCCAAGGGGGCGAAGCUCGCCUUUGCUUCCCUGCCAGAAGCGGAGCAGAGGACUUACAUGGAGGUCUCAAUCCAGGAGCUUGCAGCCUUCGUUUGCUGGCGCCGCACGCAGGCAGCUCGCCAAGAGCGGGGCGAGGUGCCGCCCACAGAGUUCGAGGCGGGUUGGGAUCUGCUGGACAUCGAGGAGAAAGCAGAGUGGCUGCCGGAGGACUGCUGGGCGGCGCUGGCAGCGGACGCACAGUGGGCCGGUCUGCUGGCAGACAAGCCGCAGGUCCCUACCCAGCCUUUGAAGGGUGAGCAGAAGAAGGCGCCAUUGAAGCAGGAGCCGAAGAAGACGGACUCGGUCCAGGUCGCCCACUUCUUGGGUUUUGGUACAGACGGAGGGCUUCCUUUGAAGAGCCAUCACCCAGAGCUUGCCACGCAGGCCCCAGCGCCUACAGGCAAGAAGGCUCCCAAGCAGGAGAAGCAAUCCGUAGCCGCUCCAAAGGCGGAGGCGAAGAAGGCGGUGGUGAAACAGGAGCCAAAGCAACAGGCGCCAGCAAAGCCAGCCCCGAAGGCUCAAGCGCAGGAGACAAGCAAGAAGGCGGCUUCGGUGAAGCUGGAGCCCAAAGAAUCUGCGCCCGCCAAGCCGGCGAAUGCUCAAGAAGCGACAAAGCAGCAGGCGGCCACCGAUGCGAAGAGCACAAAGGCGGUGCAUGUCAAAAAGGAGCUCGGGCAGCCUGCGCCUGCCAAGCCAGCACCGAAAGCCCAAGUGCAGGACAAGCCGAAGGCGGUGGUGAAACAGGAGCCAAAGCAACAGGCGCCAGCAAAGCCAGCCCCGAAGGCUCAAGCGCAGGAGGCCACGAGGCCGCCGGCCAAGCAGGCGCCGAAGGCGCCAGCGAAGUUGCAGGAGCCUCAGCCCGCGGAAGGCAGGCGCUCGAAGGCAAAGGCGGCGGAGAAGGCGGCCGGUGAGAAGGCGAGCCGUCCGCCGAAGGAGCCCAAGGAGCCCAAGGAGCCCAAGGCGCCGAAGGAGCAGAAGGAGCCGAAGCCGAAGGCGCCGAAGGAGCAGAAGGGGCCGAAGCCGAAGGAGCUGACGAAAGCCAAGGCCAGACAGCGUGAUGAGGAGGAUGAGCUGCCACUGGUGCCGCAGGACGCAGGCGCCCCGCGUGCCAGACGAGGCCGUGGAGGGAAGGCGGUGCCGGAGAAUCUCUACCCGGAAGCUUUGAAGGCUCACUGCUGCAAGUGCAGCUCAGACGCGGCCACGGACGCCAAUGACCUGGGGAUGUGCGAUCGCUGUGACAAGGCGUUCCACCAGAAGUGCCAUGACCCUCCCGUGAAGUACUUUGGGCAUCCGGAUGACCAGUGGUUCUGUGGGGAUUGCACCCUGGAGCUGGCGCAGAUGCGGAAGCUGAGCCUGCAGGUCAACGCCUUCUGCUGGGUUCAGAACACAGGAGAGUCCACGACUUGGCCGGCGCAGGUGCUGCGGAUCGACUUCUCCUCCCUGGCAGAUCCCAAGCCCUACUGGGUGCAGUACUUUGAUGCUGGCCCGCCGGAAGGCGCCUGGGUGGGCGAAGUCCACGUGAGGGCCUGGACUUCGGGCCCCCGCUUCUCCGCGCUGGCGCAGGCGCGGCGCCGCAACGCCGUGCGCCUGGCGGAGGCGGCCGGUGCACCACGGCUCAGCGAAGGCGAGAGCCAAGGACCUGCCCCGAAAUCCCCGCGGCGGAAGCGGCCCGUGCGGGACGUGGUUCAGGACCCGGCAGAGGAGAUGAGGCCGCGGCGCAGCCGCCGUGGGGAGGGUGUGGAGCUGCUGACGGAGCUGCCGGCAGGCAAGCCGAAGCGGAAGGCCAGGGAAAGCCAGGUCACCCAAGAGCUGGAGACGGGCUGCCAGGAGGAUUGGACAGAGGACGUGUUGGUGGAGCCGUUGAUGGCAGGCCCCUGCUCCCCGAAGCGGCGGAGAGUGGUGGAGGAGGAUCCGGGCUCCACGGAAAAGCGGUCGCCACCAGCGCGAGAGGGGCCGAAAGAAGACGAGAGAGGCCGCCCGGACGAGGGCGAGGUGGCAAAGGAUCCGACCGAGAAGCCUCCGCCAGAGGACUGCGACACCAUGUUGCCACGUUCCGCCGUGGAGAUCGUGGAGAUGCCGAAGGCUUGGGGGCAGGAUGCCUUCACGGAGCCGAAGGAGCGAGAGGCGGAUCCAGCGAAGGACGAGAUGCUGCGCUUUAUCGAGGAAACGCAGGAGCAGCUGAGACAAUGUGAGGAGCGGGACCGCCGCAGGGCCCUGGAGAAAGAGGCGCAGCUCCAGGAGGGCGCGCUGGUGCCAUAAUCUUCAGCCUGUCAGAGGCGGCUGAGAGCCGGGCAUUUCUGGCCAACAGGUCCACCCGUUGGAACGGCACAGAUAUGGCCGUGGUUCAAAACCAAUGGUGCCAUUUUGGUGCACCACUCACUUUAG